Molecule: messenger RNA, 678 nt
Organism: Toxorhynchites rutilus septentrionalis
Lineage: Eukaryota; Metazoa; Arthropoda; Insecta; Diptera; Culicidae
Gene: Manf
Product: mesencephalic astrocyte-derived neurotrophic factor homolog
Exons: 4
Coding region: 113-628 (171 amino acids)
Biological process (GO): dopaminergic neuron differentiation; neuron projection development
Cellular component (GO): endoplasmic reticulum
Source: RefSeq, a predicted model, not a curated record
GCUUUGCAGUUUCUGUAAUGACGUGUUAAACAGUUCAGUUGUCCGGCACAUUAACCUGUGCGUAAACGUUAGAAAUAUUCUGUUAUAGCAGUUAUCUCUUACAAUCCUCACAAUGUAUUGGAUAAUAACAUUAGUUGCUAUAUUCGUAAUGUUGUCACAUUCUGGACAAGCAUUAAGAGAAGGAGAUUGCGAAGUUUGCAUUAAAACAAUUGAAACAUUCGCUUCUGCCCUAAGCGAGUCAGUGAAAAAGGAUACGAAAAAGAUCGAGAAUGAGUUCCGUUCGUUUUGUAAAACAGCUAAACCCAAGGAACAACGAUUUUGCUACUACCUGGGUGGUGUAGAGGAUUCAGCAACGGGUAUUUUAAGUGAACUAUCGAAACCCCUUAGUUGGUCUAUGCCGGCUGAGAAAAUUUGCGAAAAAUUGAAGAAAAAGGACAUCCAAAUUUGUGAUUUGCGCUUUGAUAAACAAAUCGAUGUCAACUCAGUGGAUCUGAAAAAGCUGAAAGUGAAGGAUUUAAAAAAAAUUCUUAACGAUUGGAACGAAGGGUGUGAUGGUUGCUUAGAGAAAACAGAUUAUAUCAAGAAAAUUGAAGAUGUAAAACACAGAUAUGUGAAAACAGAACUGUAAAUUGUAGGAAAAUAUAUAUAAGAUGACGUAUAGUCCAAUAUUGCCCAAAA